GGGCUGGGGCUGCGCAAGGUGUGCUGGCUGAGGUCUGUCAGUCAGGCCAUCCAGCCCUGGGUGGAGACAGUGAGGUACCAACCCCUGGGGGUGUUCUCAGGGAGGGACCAGCCAGCCCCGGGGGAGGAGUCCUUUGAAGCCUGGCUGGACCACACCACUGACAUGCUGCUUGUGUGGCAAGGGGUCUCAGAAAGAGAGAGGAGGAGGCGGCUGAUAGAAGGCCUCCGAGGGACGGCCCUGCAGGUGGUGCACGAGCUCCUGGCGGAGAACCCUGCCAGGACGGCCCAGGAUUGCCUGGCCGCCCUGAUCCAGGUGUUUGGAGACCACGAGUCCCAGGCCACCCUGCGGCUCAAGUGUCUGACCGCUCAACGAUGGUCAGGCGAGACGCUCUCCGCUUUCGUGUUGCGGCUGGAAGUCCUGCUACAGAAAGCCAUGCAGGAGGGGGCCCUGGACAAGGCCUCAGCCGACCACUUGCGCGUGAGGCAGGUGCUCACCAGGGCCAACAUCAUUGAGCCGCUGCGAGAGGUCCUGAGGAAGCUGGGCAUGGUGGGGAGGCGUCCAACUUUCCUGGGGAUGCUGGGGCUGGUUCAUGAGGCUGAGGCAUGGGAGGUCAAUAUAGCCAGGAGCCUCAGAGACCAGCCGACAGAAGGGGAUGCUGCCCAGGCUGAUGCCAGAGCUCAGGUCGAGGGUAACAAGGUGGUGGAGAAGCAGCAGCUGCAGGAGAAUAGUGACAACCGUGACCCUGCCCUUGCAGGCCUGGGUCAGACAGGGCCCUCAGAGGCCCCUGGGGGACCCCUGCCUGCCCACAUGGGCAGUGUUUCCGGGGCAGGUCCAGGAGGUCCUGGCACUGUGCCAGAGGGCCUGGCCCAGGUGGGAGACCAGGAGGCUGAGGAACACCCCCAGAAGGGGCUCAAGCCCAUCCCAGAGGAGUCAGAAAGUGAGGAUGGUGCUGGGGAGCUGAGCCCCGUCAUGUCCUCCCCUGGCAAAUAG
Molecule: messenger RNA, 990 nt
Organism: Myotis davidii
Lineage: Eukaryota; Metazoa; Chordata; Mammalia; Chiroptera; Vespertilionidae
Product: paraneoplastic antigen-like protein 6B
Exons: 1
Source: RefSeq, a predicted model, not a curated record